UGUCAAAGUUGGCGGAUUUUCUGAAUGGUUGAGAAAUAUCCUCUAGCAGUAUCUAAUUAUUCGCGGGAAACUAACGACACGUGUAGUGCACCACGUGCAGAUUACAUGCACUUGUUCCGUGACCCAGUUAACGGAGAUAUUCCAUGGCCAGGUUUGGUCGGAAUAACAAUCAAUUCAAUAUGGUACUGGUGCUCAGAUCAGGUGAUUGUACAGCGAGCUCUUGCCGGUAAAACUUAUGACCAUGCCAAAGCCGGUACAAUCCUGUGUUCAUACAUCAAAAUUUUACCACUCUUCAUGCUCGUGUUUCCUGGAAUGAUUGCCCGCAUUCUUUUCCCUGAAACUGUUGGAUGUGCUGACCCAGAUAUAUGUAUGGAAGUAUGUGGAUCACCUUCAGGAUGUUCUAACGUUGCCUAUCCUCAACUUGUCAUCAACUUAAUGCCUCCAGGAGCCCGAGGAAUGAUGUUAGCGGUAAUGUUGUCUGCUCUGAUGUCAUCAUUGACGUCAAUAUUCAACAGCAGCAGUACAAUAUUUGCCAUGGAUAUAUGGACACAUAUACGAUGUAAGGCUAGUGAACUAGAACUUAUGAUAGUUGGAAGAGUUUUUGUAGUUGUGUUGGUAGUUAUCAGUAUUGUCUGGAUCCCGGUAUUACGUCAUGCCAGUGCACAACUGUACGUUUAUAUACAAGAAGUCUCUAGUUUUUUACAGCCCCCUAUAUGCUGUAUAUUUCUACUGGCCAUUUUCUGGCCGAGACUUAACGAGAAGGGAGCAUUCUUCGGUCUUGUGACAGGGAUGCUUGUGGGAAUAGCACGGUUUAUAGGAGAGUAUGCUUACGGUAAAGUUUCAUGUGGUGAAGACCCUACAAGUGUUCCAGCAAUCAUCAGAAACUUUCAUUACCUAUAUUUCUCCGUCUUCUUGUUUGUCUUGACUGGAAUAGUGGCUGCUCUCAUCUCUUUGUGUACCAAACCUAUAGACGAGCGCUGUCUAUAUAGGUUAACUUUUUGGAGCCGUCACAGUAAAGAACCUAGGAUAAACAUAGACACGUGGUUGGCAGACAAACGUAUAUCUAGCGGAACCGGAAGUGAGACGUCGGUACAGUCACAGGAACAAGAACUGAAAAUGCUUAAAUCAAAUAAAGAAAACGGAUCUGUGAUAGCAGACGAUACGACAGACACUCUCAUAAAAGAAGAAAAAGAAACGGGAUUAAAUAAAGUUAAUUUUGAUCAUACUAAAGACCCCGAGGUGCUUGAAGUUGUAUUUACUAAGAAAGGACAAGUUACAUGGUACCGACGUGUAGGUAACUGGAUUUGUGGAUUAGAAAACAUGGAGCAAACCAUUCAUAAACAGGUAGAGCGUGAUGAUAUGUUAAACGUGACUGAGAAGAGAAUAUGGAAGAUUGUAUCUAACAUUAGUGCUGUUAUAAGUAUGAUUCUGAUGCUGUUUCUAGCUAUAUAUUUCGCUUAAAGAGACUUACUACAACUGAAGCUAUAAGGACCAUAACAUGCAUGAAGAAUUCGCUUUUUACUCUGUAGUUGUAUGAUUAAAACUGAUACAUGUAAGAACUUAAAUACCAGCAAGAAAUAAAAAAUUAAAGCAGUGAAGACCCACUGAAUAAAGGAGAAAGUAAAAAAAUAUUUUCGGUUCGGUACCUUGCCGUUUUAGUGAAUAGACGUUGUUAUGUGUUUAAAGUGUUUGGAGUGUUUAACUUCAGAAAAAUCAUUUAUAUCUCUAUGAUUGAUUUUAAUAUUUGAAAAAUGUUGAAGAGUGAAGUGUCCUUUCAACGAUGUAACUGAAGAUAUGAUGACAAAUAUGGUUUCGAAAUGGUUUUAAAUAUGCAUAUAACACUUUAUCUUGAUCUUUCCCUUGAUUGAUAUAAUUGUGAUUUCCUGAUUUUAUCCAAUAUUUUAGAAUGAAAGCAUGUGCUUCUUUUUUAUAGGCCUUUACUAACAUGCAUUAAAUGUUUACAUUUCGCAAGCAAUAGCCAUAGUGCUUGAAUUGUUUCAUUCUAAAACAGGCGUGGAAAAUUCGUUUUCUACUAGGAGGUGUCGUAUGUGUCCUCAUGUGGCACCUUAAAGUGAAUUGCUGUAUGAUGAAUGGUCUGUUAUACAAUAAUAAUUAUGUUGAUAAUAUAGACGUGUAGCCACGUGUGACAAUAACAUAGAUGUUCAGUCACGUGUGACAUUAACAUAGACGUGUAGUCACGUGUGACAAUGACAUAGAUGUUCAGUCACGUGUGACAAUAACAUAGCUGUUCAGUCACGUGUGACAAUAUCAUAGAUGUUCAGUCACGUGUGACAAUAACAUGGAUGUUCAGUCACGUGUGACAAUAACAUAGCUGUUCAGUCACGUGUGACAAUAACAUAGCUGUUCAGUCACGUGUGACAAUAACAUAGAUGUUCAGUCACGUGUGACAAUAACAUGGACGUUCAGUCACGUGUGACAAUAACAUAGCUGUUCAGUCACGUGUGACAGUAACAUAGAUGUUCAGUCACGUGUGACAAUAACAUAGAUGUUCAGUCACGGAUGAUUGUGUGAGAUAAACGACCGGUAUUGCAUAUCUGUAUAUAGCAGAUAAUAAAUAACUUGUUCCAGAGGAAAAUAUUAUAAUUCAUCUUAUAAAUGUUCAUAAUAAAUAACUUAGAACUUUCUUAAUUUUUUCCAAGAAAUAUUUCAUAAGAAUAUCUAAAUGAUGCUAUUUUUUUUGUUUUAUCAAUAAUUGAACUAAUUCUGAGAAAUGUUCAUGCUCAUUGUUGACCAAUUCAUUAAA
Messenger RNA from Ruditapes philippinarum (Manila clam), 2764 nucleotides. Its product is annotated as sodium/glucose cotransporter 4-like. The transcript has 10 exons. The coding region runs from base 25 to 1461 and encodes 478 amino acids. Gene Ontology annotation, molecular function: D-glucose:sodium symporter activity. Lineage: Eukaryota; Metazoa; Mollusca; Bivalvia; Venerida; Veneridae. The record is from RefSeq and is a predicted model, not a curated record. Gene Ontology annotation, cellular component: plasma membrane. Gene Ontology annotation, biological process: transmembrane transport; sodium ion transport.